AUGUGCGCGAUCCUAGUGGGGCUUUUCGUUAGCGGGGAAUGGAGGAAUUUGAGAAGAGAGAUGAGGGAAUAUGAACUUGGAAAUGUAUCGUACAUAAUGAACUUGGUAUGGACUGCUGUGACAUGGCAAGUGUUUAGCAUUGGAGCUGUUGGGCUGAUUUUUAAGGUCUCUUCACUGUUCUCCAAUGUCAUAAGUACCUUGGGUUUGCCCAUUGUUCCGGUUCUUGCAGUGUUCAUUUUCCAUGACAAGAUGAGUGGAGUGAAGGUGAUUGCAAUGUUGUUGGCCAUUUGGGGUUUUGCAUCUUAUAUCUAUCAGCAUUAUCUCGAUGAUUUGGAAUUGAAAGAUGAAAUGACCAGAUAUGAUCGGAAGACAGAAAAACCGCUCAACAGUCACGUGAACAGUGGAAACUUCAGACCUGUGUGA
Messenger RNA from Ilex paraguariensis (yerba mate), 423 nucleotides. The record is from the annotation of a GenBank genome assembly. Lineage: Eukaryota; Viridiplantae; Streptophyta; Magnoliopsida; Aquifoliales; Aquifoliaceae.